Messenger RNA from Xyrauchen texanus (razorback sucker), 405 nucleotides. It is a transcript of the gene rpl39, whose product is annotated as ribosomal protein L39. The record is from RefSeq and is a predicted model, not a curated record. Gene Ontology annotation, biological process: translation. Gene Ontology annotation, molecular function: structural constituent of ribosome. Gene Ontology annotation, cellular component: cytosolic large ribosomal subunit; ribosome. The transcript has 3 exons. The coding region runs from base 89 to 244 and encodes 51 amino acids. Lineage: Eukaryota; Metazoa; Chordata; Actinopteri; Cypriniformes; Catostomidae.
UGUCUUAGCGCGGAAAUACAACACUUGCGACCCCAUGGUUCCUUCUCUUCAACUAUCGCCAUAGUGGUGAACGUAUUGCGUUCUGAAAAUGGCGUCACACAAGACCUUUAGAAUAAAACGUUUCCUCGCCAAGAAGCAGAAACAGAACAGGCCGAUCCCUCAGUGGAUUAGGAUGAAAACUGGCAACAAGAUCAGAUACAACUCCAAGAGGAGACACUGGAGAAGGACCAAGCUGGGCUUGUAAAGACAAGCUGUAUUUCAAUAUCCCCCUUCAUCUGUUCCCUGCCAGGACCACCAACUCAACGAGACAUGGAGAGAUGCCUUGCUUUCUUAAACAGUAGUCUCUUUUGUACAGAUUCUGGUUAUGUCCUUGCAAAACAAUAAAAGAUUUGUCAUCUAACCAGA